CGUCAAGAGAUCUGGUGGAGGAAGGAGGCGGGGUAUCUCUGAUGCAGGGGGAGAGGACAAGAGGCCAGUUUAAAUAAAAAACAAACCAAAAGCCCCGAGGCUUUGGAGGGCUCUGGACUCUUGGGAAGUUUUCCUCCCAGAGAAGCUGAGCUUGCACCUUUUUGCUCCCUGGGGCUUCUUAAAGCGAUCCUGCGAGAGAGCUCGAUCUCUCUCUUGCACUUGUGAGCUGCAAUUCUUCCUGAUUUUUAGCCGAAAUUCUGAUCCGAGAAAUGCAGGCUUUGGCGCUCUGGCUGACCGUCGGUGCUCUCCAGCUGUUGGCAGCUGUCCAUGGGGGACCCCAACAACAACGCUUUGUCGCGCCGGACAUUGCCUGGUCCCUGAGCAAGGUACAAAACUUUGCGUGGGAAAACUGUGGCCCUCCAUCAGAACCUGCAAUGAUUAAGAGUCUGUCUGUAAGUCCUGAUCCAAUUGCUGUCCCUGGAGAUGUGACAGUUACUGCAUCAGGGGCCAGCACUAUAGUCCUCUCUGCUCCUCUAAAGGCAGUUGUCAUACUGGAGAAGAAGCUUGGAGAUAUAUGGAUAAAAGUACCUUGUGUGGAUGAUAUUGGGAGCUGCAUCUAUGAUGAUACUUGUGCUCUGCUGGACAGUUUCACCCCUCCAGGCGAGCCAUGUCCACAGCCAUUGCAAAGUUACGGCCUUCCAUGUCACUGCCCGUUCAAAGCGGGUACCUACAGCCUUCCUUCCUCUGAAUUCUUCAUACCCAACAUGGAUUUGCCUUCUUUCCUCACCAAUGGAGACUACAAGAUGAGAGUUGUGCUGAGCAACGGGGACCAAGAGAUGUCCUGCACCAAGCUAUCCUUCUCCUUGCAGUCAGAGAUUCGGAGGCUACACUGAGUCUUAGCAUCUUCCAGCUUUUUUCUGUCCUGUUAUGACUAACAUGAAGAAUUAUUUUGCAGCAUUUAAAGAGGAAGGGUUAUAGUUACUGUUUUUUGUGACACUUGUUAAUUACUGGGAGCACUGAUUGGAAAAUCCAAGGAAAGAAUGCUCCUUAUUAGAAAAAGAUGCCUACCCAUCUAAAACUCAUUAAGGACCAGGUUCUACAAAUUAUAGCAAUGGGAAUCUGCAUAGAUUAAGCAUAUGUUGCAGACGCACUGCCAGGUGCAAUGGGCCCAGCAUUGCAAGACUUCAUUGGAGGAUUUCCCUUAUUAGAUUGCCCUACAUUCCAGAAUCUUAAAUGGUAGAUAGAGGCCUCUUCAAGGCAUGAAGUAGUGGAAGUGCACUGAUGACAGGAUAAUCUGAGCCAGGUAUCAAAAAAACUGGAGAAAUUACAUUUUCUAUUUUGUGGAUGCUCCUUCAGUCUAGAUUUGGUUACCUCGCUGACAUUUUACAGAACCUAUAUGGAGUGGCUCUUUCAGUAUACCAGAAAUAAAUAUACACACACAUAUAUAUACACACACGUAUAUUUUAGGAAUGGAAAGUUUCUAAAUGAUGCCUUGUGCAAUUCAACCAGUCUUUUUUAUCCUGAGAUGAGUUUUUGCGAAUGAGGGAGCUAAGAAAAAUACUGAGAAAAUCAGGAUUGUUCCCAUUUAUUUUUUUUGCAGUUCAUUCCAUUUACACCCUCUUAUUUUAAGUGGUACAUUUUGUUAGCUAGCAUUAUCCACUGCAUAAAAGCGUGUGUCCUUGUCCUUUUGUUCAUAAACUUUAAUGUUUUCUUAGGGAGUUGAGUCACAGCAACCAUGAAAAGAAGCAUUUUUAAAAAAGUGAGCAGUUUCCACUUUUAUGUAAGAAUGCACCAAUUCUUCUUUUUAAGAAAACUAAGUGCUUGCAGAGGUAUUCCUGGGCAAAGCAGCACAUAUCCCUCUAACUGAGCAUUUCUCUCCUUGUUUGAAGAGAGAUUUUCUUGUUCCUAAGGAACCAACUGGCUCCACUUACUAACAAGUGUCUUAGAACCCAACUAUUAUUUUCUAACAUAUUGUACAUCCUAUGCAUUAAACAAAACUGAUCGUCUAAUUGGAGAACAAAUUAGUGACCCAGGAGAUAAUCAAAUAACUCAAGACAUCAAUUAAAUGUGAUAUUGUGCCAUAAUUUAAAUAAAUAUCCUGUUUCAGAAGAUUCACUCUCCAAACAAUGAUUGCCAAGUGAUUCUCUGAUGCAACUAGAGUGUAUUAUUGCUGUCUCAGUGAAGUAUGUUAAAAUUAGAAACAUUUUCUGAUCACAGCACUUGAGAAGUAUUAACAAUGAGCCGUCAUAAGCCUUUUUAUUAAUGGAAGGAAGCAUUGGUGUGCUGUUAUUUUGAGCAUUUGUUGCAAGAUCUGCUUCUUUUAUAUUGGGCUUGCUGCAGUUCUUAUAACCAACCUGACACACCAUGGAGUGAUGAGGGAUUCUACUUAUCGCUAGCUUGUUAGAGACAGAAGCUGUUUUGGACCAAGAAGGAAUUAUUUGAUUGAGGUUCCCUAGAUGGUUUUCACAUCUAAGCGAACAUUUCUACUCUGGCACCUUAGGUGGUAUACCAUACAAGCUCUCAGAAUGUCUUCUAGAUAUUUUGGACUACUAAAAAGUAAGUGCUCUAGAGAUGGACUUGACUCCUUAUAGUUGCCUAAAGGUUUCUAUGGUAUGUAAUUGAUUCCAGCAAUAAUAGAAAAGUAUAGUAGUGUGUCCUUGCAACUUUCUGGCGUUCUGUUUUACUUUCCAGUUCUGGGGAGUUUCCUUGGACAUCUACCAUCCAAGUGUAUUAGAUCUGAAACAGCUUAGCUUUUUGCAGUUAGCCAGAACCAGUUAGGUACAAUGCAGAUAAUCCCUGCCUCCUGACCAUGCUAGUUAGUGCUUAAGGUGCAUUCAUGCAAACAAUCCAGAAAAGAAUCCUUGCCCUUAUAGCUCUGGUUUAGGAAUUAGGCUUGGCAGGAGUUAUUGCUUGAUUUAAAAAUUACAGAAUCUUUCUCCCAAUUGGAAGGAAUAAUCUUGGAUGUAUUCUGUUGAUUUUUUUCACGUUGUCCUCUGAACAAUAAGAGGCUUAGCUUCUACACCUACAUUUCUGUGCAAUGUAUAUUUUGAUGCUAUUGCUUUUAACAACAUUAACAGAAAUCUGCCUCUCAAGUAUUAGGUUUCAUUGAAUUUUUGGUGUUGCCUGUAAUUUGAUGGCAUUCCACAGUUUAAAAGGAUAGGCUAAAAUGUCAUUCCAUUAAAAUAGUUUUGUAUUCUA
Messenger RNA from Ahaetulla prasina, 3198 nucleotides. It is a transcript of the gene GM2A, whose product is annotated as ganglioside GM2 activator. The transcript has 4 exons. The record is from RefSeq and is a predicted model, not a curated record. NCBI's taxonomy places the organism in Eukaryota, Metazoa, Chordata, Lepidosauria, Squamata, Colubridae. Gene Ontology annotation, cellular component: cytoplasmic side of plasma membrane. The coding region runs from base 270 to 893 and encodes 207 amino acids. Gene Ontology annotation, biological process: ganglioside catabolic process; lipid transport. Gene Ontology annotation, molecular function: lipid carrier activity; enzyme activator activity.